UUGAUGACGUUUAGAUACUUCCUGUUUAACCACGUGUAGUUCCCAACGUUACUUUUUAUUUGUUUUGAUGCAACUACACGUUAUUAGAGAGAUGUUUAGUUAACAACCGGUAUUCUGCAUCUACCGCGGACCUUUAACAACUAACACAUUUCGAGCAUUUGUUCGUCGGAGGCAUCAAGCAGGUCUUUCUUUUUAUUUCUUGCUAAUGAAGACCUCCCCUACUUUGCUCGUUAUCUUUUGCUAGGCUACACAAUGACUGGAGAGCACGAUUCUCUACGUUGGACUCGAUCUGAUGCCAUUGCUGAAGCUGUAUCAGCGAAGUCAUGCCACGUUAUCCUGGAAACAUUAUCUCCAGAGUGUGUGGAGAAGAUAUCGCGGUAUCUUGAGUCUUCUGCGGGACACAGCGGACAGGAUAAAGUAUCUAAUGAACCUGCUGCAGCAGAAAGUGAUUCAGGAGACAGCCUGUUCAUAACUCAGAAGCCAGUACCGGAAGCUGUGAGAUCAGCAAGACCGCGGCACUACAGCUCGAGGUCAGACCCCAUAUCUCCCAGAGCUGUAGAAGAAAGUGAAGAGGACAGUCCAUCAUACUUUUUCCAUGGAGAAUCCAAAACCGACAGAAGGAGGAGAAAGAAGAAACCCAGACUUCCAAAAUACAGUUUCCCAUUCCUCGCAGAGAGAGAGAGGAAGCCAAGAAGCACUCUUUUAGGUGGCCAGCAAAACAAACGCCUUCAUAAUUAUGCAAUGGGAGGCUUCUUUAAAUGUGUCAAGGAGCUGUGGCAGGACUAUGGAAGAGGAAAUCUGGAGUCGUCUUUGCCAACAGUCGACAUGGAUGAGGAUUACAUAUCUCCAUUGUCAGAACAAGAAGAAAGGUCAGAAGAUGAGGACAUUAAAGUGGUGGAAAGGAAACAUUUGGUGGCACCAUCAAAAGCAAAGAGCCGACAGACCUGGUGGAACCAGUUAAAGCAACAGAGGGCGACGAAAGCUUGUAAUGCCAGACAAGAAUACUCACAAGGAAGACAUAAAUUGCAAGAUAAGGUAUCCAUAUUGAAGACUACAGUGUUGUAUUCGGAAACAGAAAACUCUGAUGAUGGAGAGUCUUCUUGUAGAGUUGUGGUGGAGAGGGAGAGAAAUGAUGAACACAUGGCAAGUAAUGGAAACUUUCUUGCCCAAACACCAAAGACAAACAGACAGUUUCAGCAAAAUACAAGGGAGGAAGAGCUGCAUAACAAUAGAGAUGCUACGGUUCGUGAGCCACGUACGCUACAGAAAAGUCCGAGGCUAUACACACGGAAAGGCAGAGGAGCAUCCGCAACUGUAACAACUGUUUUCCACCUAGAUGAUCUGUUCCAGACAGGACAGGCAGAGGAGGAGCAUGAAAGCCAACAUCUCCACAACAGUGUCUCAGGCCUUAUAAGUGACACUAAUAAUCAAAGUGAAACCAGGGUAAGGAAGAGGAAAAAUAAGAAAAAGGACAAAGGAGAUUGUGAAAGUGUAGGAGAACAAAAGGGUCAGGGUCAGAGUCAGGAAGAGCUCGAGGGUCUGCAUGCCACAACAUCUGUGAGUGUGGAGGUAGAUGAGACUCCCAGCCUGUCGGAGGAUAAUAGGGAAAAGCCUCCGGCAUCCCAGGCUAAUGAUGAGCUGGAAUUUAAUGAAAAUAAUUGGAUGGAGAACUCAUCACGUGAUGAUAACAUACUGAGACAGAGGGAGGGAGACAUUCCCGAUUCCAAAAUAAAGAAAAAGAAGAGAAAAAAGAGUAAGUCAACAGAAAAUGUUCGACAGGAAGUGGACGGAACCUUCGAGUCAGAUGUGAGAAAGGUGAAUUCUGUGUUUUCGGUGAGUUGUAACGUUGAGCAUGGUGGCAAGCAGAAGAAGAAAAAGAAGAAAAGAAGUGGUGAGGAUGAUGAGGCUGUUGAGCAGUCACAGGCCAGCACAGUUGCCCAACCUUUAAUUGAUGAUGCUAAUGUAAUGAGGAAAAAGAAAAAAAGGAAAAAAGACGAGAGGAUUGUAAUUACAGAGGAAUGUGGAGGAGAGAAAGAAUCGAAUAGGAUUGUAGAUUUGCCACCAGUGUCAACAGGACAGUUAGAGGAUUCAGGAAAUUGUUUGGAAAACACUGCAGCUUCUCAAGAAACAUUUGAAUCUAGGUAUGUCAAAAGAAAAAAACACAAAAAGAGGGAAAUGUUGUCCUCUAAUGAGGCUACUCAAGAUGGAGAAGACGGUGUGAGCUUUUCUAAUGUUGCUGUAACCUUGGCUAAAAGUACAGCUAAGUCACUGAAAAAGAAGAAAAGGAAAACUAUAUCUGAGGGGUUGGAUUUCUCACACACUCCUGAAAUUAAUGAAAAUGUACAUCAGACCCCCCCAAAAAAGGAGGGAAUUGAAGAACAAAUUGCUCAACUGGGGACUAAGAAAAAGAAGAAGAAGAAAACUCUCUCUGAGGCGGUAGAUGUCUCUUGCACUCCCAAAGAACAUGAUGAAGUUGAAAAUGUAGAUAAUACCCAGAAGACAAAGGAGGGCCUUGAAGACCAAAAUGCUGAAUUUGUGACGAAGAAGAAGAAGAAGAAGAAGAAGAAAACUCUCUCUGAGGCGGUAGAUGACUCUUGCAUUCUAGAGGAAAAUGAAGAAGUUGAAAACGUAGAUAAUACCCAGAAAACAAAGGAAGGAACUGAAGAACAAAAUGCUGAAUUGGUGACUAAAAAAAAGAAGAAAAAGAAAAUGGGUGAAGUAUCUAGCUGGAAUAUCUCCAAAGACAGUGUGGCACAAAGUGAUGAUUCAGUGUCUGUGCGGAAAAAGGAAAAGAAGAGGACCUCAUCCUUCCUCGUUGCUGAUGCAGAGGAAAAUGAUGCUUGUACACAAGAUGAACAAAACUCUCCUGGUGAAUAUGAGCCUGAAUCUGCACAAACGACUGGAAAUAUGGAGGAAACUAAUGAUGGGGUCAGAAAAAAGAAGAGGAAGAGGAAGAUGUCAGUAGCGCAGGACAGUGUGGAAAAAGAUCAGGAUUUUGUGGAUCCAAACAGAACAUGUCAGAGCGCUUUGCCAGAAACCACUGACAUGAGGGUGAAGAGGAAAAAGAAACCUAUGGAGAAUGAAAGUGAGAUGGUGACCCCCUUGGAAAGACUGGAAAGUGCAGCUGAGGCGGGGCAUUCUCUAACUGAUGAGACUGUGCUGUUAAAGAAGAAGAAGAAGAAGAAGAAGAAAAAGUGUAAGGAUGAGCCAUGCCAUGUGGUACAAGAGAGCCCACCAAAGAAAAAAGGCAAACAAUUGGCCCUUCCUUUGGUUGCAAAGGGUUGCAGUGUUGAAGUAUCUCAUGAUGGCAGUACUUGUGACCAAGUGACCAAGGAAGCACUGAACACGGUUGAACACGCUUCAUCUUCAGAGACACCCGGCAAUCAGACAUUAAAUGAGACCAUGGACAAGAAGAAGAAGAAGAAAAAAAUUAAAUUGACUGAUGAUGUUCUGCUUGAGGGGAAUUCGUUGACCAAGUCUGGUGUGUUAGAGCCCCUAAAAAACAAAAAGAAGCAGUCAGUGGUCCCCAAUAUCAUAUCCAGCAGCCCCAUGUUAUCAGAGACUUCUGUGUUAAAAUCUGAAAUAUCAUCUUCAGACAGAAUCAUGAAAAACAAGCACGUAAAGGUCAAGCGGAGACUUCAUAAUCCAAGUGAGGACUUCCUUACAGACUGUUAGUAUGAACUCGCUGAUUUAACGAGUAGGAGAGUGAUGGGGUUCGAUCAGUAGAGGAGUUCUGAACGCACACCUAUCUCUUUAGACAGACAGUGUUAAGGUUAUGAUUAAGUGAAAAUGUGGCAAUUGUGAGCUUUCACAAUUAUUUUAUAUUUUAAUAUAUAUUUUGUUUUGUAUCAAAGCAUUUUUACCUACAUGACUCAGCCUUUUUGGUGUUGACAUGAACUCUGGAGAAAUAACAAAUCAUGCUGAUUACUACUAUUUCUUUUUUUUUUUUUUUUUACUAAGGUCUUCUUGGAAGGAUUCAAUAUUUGUUAUUCAUUUGUGUGUGAACACUUUUUGUCACUCUUUUGAAUGUGAAACAAAAUGGACAUUUGGGAGAAAAGUCAUUCACUGUUGGACAGUAGUGGGAAAUUAAAUCUUUCCUUGUCUUUUA
Messenger RNA from Micropterus dolomieu (smallmouth bass), 4108 nucleotides. It is a transcript of the gene pho, whose product is annotated as phoenix. The record is from RefSeq and is a predicted model, not a curated record. The coding region runs from base 253 to 3675 and encodes 1140 amino acids. Gene Ontology annotation, biological process: transcription by RNA polymerase I. NCBI's taxonomy places the organism in Eukaryota, Metazoa, Chordata, Actinopteri, Centrarchiformes, Centrarchidae. The transcript is spliced from 5 exons.